Molecule: messenger RNA, 1962 nt
Organism: Clavispora lusitaniae ATCC 42720
Lineage: Eukaryota; Fungi; Ascomycota; Pichiomycetes; Serinales; Metschnikowiaceae
Product: ribosome dissociation factor GTPase
Biological process (GO): translation; translational elongation
Molecular function (GO): GTPase activity; GTP binding; translation elongation factor activity
Source: RefSeq, a predicted model, not a curated record
AUGCUUGCAAGUAAUAGGGAGCAUAAAUCACUUAGUGACCUUAAAGUGGAAAAGGAGUGCGAGUCGCCAGCAAAAGCACUCCUAGUUCGAAAACCGAAUACUUCAGGUUUGAAUUUACGAAAACGAGCGGUUGAAUUGAGAAGUCAUCGGCAAAAGAAACUAGAGCAGAAACCAUCUGUUGAUCACCUGAAUACAGAUGUGCCUGUGGAGAAAAAAGGUGUUCCCGACGAAAUCGUUCUCAAAUCACAACAUGAUACAAACGAAGGAAAUGUCAGCGUCUCAUUCCAUUGCGAGGAAGACCGUUCCCUUUUGCUACAGGCACCACAGGGCACUAUUCUGGUUUUUCUCUUUAAUGACAGCAAGCCUGCAGAACAAUACUUCCGCUUUGUGAACAAAAGAAGAAAGCUAGCGUCUGAACUUUUCCAUGCAUAUACUAACAGAUUCCCUAAUUUAGCCAAGGCAAGAAGUAAUUUCAGUCUGCCUAGCCCUGAUGAUAAAGUGUUAGAGGCACAAAAGCAAGCAUUUGAGAAAGACAUGAAUAAUUUAGCAAUUAGCGAGAAGCCUAAGGAGAAAAAGAAGAAGAUUGUGACCGAAACGAAACCGUUUAAAAAAAUCGACUUAGCUAAAGAGUUGGCAAGCAAUCCAAUAUUCAAAAAAUCAAGUAAAUCAUUUGUCAUCAUUGGACAUGUCGAUGCUGGAAAAUCCACACUCAUGGGAAGAAUUUUAUAUGACUUGGGAACUGUGGAUGCUAAAACGGUUAACAAGCUUGUCAGAGAAGCAGAAAAGUCAGGAAAGGGCUCCUUUGCUUUAGCUUGGAUUAUGGACCAGACAUCGGAAGAGAGAUCUCGUGGUGUUACCAUUGAUAUUUGUGCAACAUCAUUCGAAACACCAACGACUAGAUUCACAGCGAUCGAUGCUCCCGGACAUAAAGACUUCGUUCCUCAAUUGAUUGGUGGUGUUUCGCAAGCCGAUAUCGCUUUAUUGGUAGUGGAUGCUAUUAAUGGAGAAUUUGAAGCGGGAUUUGUGAUGGAUGGGCAGACAAAGGAACAUACUUUGAUUGUGAAAAACCUUGGUAUCGAGAAGCUCUGUGUGGCUGUGAACAAGAUGGACAAGGAGAAUUGGAGUGAAGAAAGAUAUUUGGAAAUCAAAGAGCAGCUCAUGCAGUUUUUGACUGGGGAAGAGGUGGGAUUCGCCGCUGAGAAUAUAUCAUUUGUGCCAAUCUCUGGAUUAGCAGGUAUAAAUGUUGUCAAAAACGAUGGCUCUGUGCCAGAGCUCUCAUGGUACAAAGGUCCCACAUUGAUAGAUUAUCUUGAGGCAGUCAACGUUGCAGGCCACUCCCUGAGUGCAUUCGAUGAUCUUUCCAAUGCCGAGUUCAAUCUUGCUAUCAAUGAUAUCGAGAGCAUCUCCAACACAGAGUUCAGAGUUAAGGGAAAAAUCUCCCUGGGAAUCAUUCAAGCCGGUAAUACUGUGUGUGCUCAACCAUCAGAGGAUUAUUUGCUAGUACAAUCGGUGCUUUUGAACGGGCAGAAUGUAGAUGUCGCGGUUAGCGGGCAGAUUGUGCAAUUGACGUUCAAAGCAAGUCAGUUGAAAAAUACCAACGUGGAAGCCUUAUCGAUUGGUGAUCUACUUGUGAGUGCAAACUCUUCCGUUCGUGCAGUGAAGAGUUUCCAUGCGAAUGUGAACAUGUUCAACAUGAGUAAACCUCUUUUGGUGGGAACACCAUUUGUAUUGUUCCGCAACAAUGCAUCUGUGGCUGCUCGUAUCUCCAAGAUCGAGAAAAUCAAUGGUUCUAAAAAGAAGAAAAUGCAUUUGGUUGCGAAACAAAGUGCCGAGGUCAUAAUACAAGUACUAGACGAGCGAGCUUUACCAAUUGCGAAAUUCAACAAUAACAAGUCUCUUGGCCGAGUUGUUAUUCGUCGGGAAGGAUCUACUAUCGGAGCAGGUGUUGUAACCGAUUUCUAA